Molecule: messenger RNA, 243 nt
Organism: Arabidopsis thaliana (thale cress)
Lineage: Eukaryota; Viridiplantae; Streptophyta; Magnoliopsida; Brassicales; Brassicaceae
Exons: 1
Coding region: 1-243 (80 amino acids)
Source: RefSeq, marked reviewed
AUGGAGAGCUCAAUUGGGUUCAUGACAGUCUUCGCCGUCUCUGGAAGCGUGGUGCUUCUUGCAGCUCAGCUUCACAAGCGUCUCCUCUCUGGUUACAUGGACAAGCUCGAACCUCCUACUAAGGAAAGAAAGAAAAAGAAAAAGAAAGUGAGCUUUGCAGAAGAUAUGGUGGAGCCGUCAGGGAACAACGAAGAGUAUCGCCGGAGUUUUCGCAAAUCAUCAAAGUUGGAGGAUGAAAGAUGA